UGCAUUCAUGUAUACAUAUUUCCUCCGCUGACGACGGCCGCCGACAACUCCGGGUGGGAGAGAGAGAGAGAUCAUGGAAAAAUUGAGCGUAGAAGAAAGAAAGGCUCUUCGAGGAAGCAAAUUCGCUCCUCUUCCAUCUGCCCCUCCACCUCGUCUUCAACCCAGGCAGGCUCAUCCGGGGGGAACUUUGAAGACGAACAAGGCUGCAGCUUUGGCGAAAUUCCUCGAGAGAAAAUUGCAGGAGCCCGAUGGAUUGGCCUCUGUUGAUCCAAGACUCGUGGAACUCGCAGUGAAAAAUGCUCAAGAGACUGUUCAAUCAAGUGGAACAUCUAGUUCAGGAAGAACAGUUCAUCAUGUGGAAUCUUUUGAUGAUUCUGAGGUUUGUACCGUUGUGGAGGAGGUAAAAGUUUCUGUGCCUAAAAAGAAGAGUAAGAAGCAAAAGAAGGAGUGGAACAAGAUGCUAAGAAAAGAAAGGAAAAACAAAAAACAGAAGAUGGGUACCGACGACUAAACACUUGAAUGACAAUUUUUUUAAUUUUUAGGAGAAUUCAUCCACUAAUUUGGUGAAACAAUCAAUCAUUGCAGAUUUGCAGACAGGGAAUCUAGGUUUCUGGAUGGUUUUAAGAUUGAUAGUAACAAUAUUUCAUUCUUUUUGCACCUUCCUACUGUGAUUGUUUAGUGGUCUUUGAUCUCUUUCUCUGAUGCUUUGAAAAACAGGCAGUGACUUCAAACUUGGAACUAUGCAAAAUUGCCUUCGAGCAUUAUGGAUUUAAACUUAGAACUACAUUAUGAGCAUA
Molecule: messenger RNA, 797 nt
Organism: Ipomoea nil (Japanese morning glory)
Lineage: Eukaryota; Viridiplantae; Streptophyta; Magnoliopsida; Solanales; Convolvulaceae
Exons: 5
Coding region: 74-511 (145 amino acids)
Source: RefSeq, a predicted model, not a curated record